CAGGCCUCGUGCGCGCAACUCUCCCACGACAGCAGGCGCAGAGCAGCGCCGUGGAGCCGCCAUGAACUCGUCCCUCCCCACCUCGUCGGCCAUCCAGAGCGUCGAGUUUGGCUUCUUCUCGGCCCAAGACGUGCGCUCGCUCUCGGUCAAGCGCAUCACCAACCCGACCACCUUCGACUCGCUGCUGCACCCCGUGCCCGGCGGUCUGCACGAUGCUGCCCUGGGCGCCUUCCUCGACAAUGCCUGCGCCACAUGCGGCCUGACGACAAACUUUGGCUGCCCCGGCCACUGCGGCCACAUCGAGCUGCCCGUGCCCGUCUACCACCUCACCUUCAUGGACCAGCUGCUGCGCCUGCUGCGCGGCAAGUGCGUCUACUGCCACCACUUCAAGCUCGCCCGCGUGCGCAUCAACGAGUACGUCUCGCGCCUGCGCCUGAUCCGCUGCGGCCUGGUGAGAGAGGCCAACGAGAUGCACGAGCACAUCGACAUCAACAAGGGCAAGACGGGACCUCGUGAAGUCGACGAGUCUGAGUCGGACGACGAGAAUGAGGACAUCAUCGGCCAGCGGAACAACUACGUCAAGCGCUGCAUGAAGCGGGCCGGCAUCUCCAAGCACGACGCGAGGUCCGUCAAGGAGAAGAACGACACCAUUGCCGACGCCCGCCGACAGGUGCUGAAGGAGUUCUACGACCAGACUGUCUCGACGGGGAAGAGGUGCAAGAACUGCCAGGGCCUCAACCCAAACUACCGCAAGGACCGCGGCAUCAAGAUCUUCCGCAAGAACCUGAGCGCAAAGGAAAAGGCACAGAUGGCCCAGGCCGAGAAGCGCUUCCAGAACCCACUCGACAUUCUCGCGCGGCGGGAGGCAAAGGCCAAGAAGCAGCAUGUCCACGCCGACGAGGGAGUGGCCGAUCUGGAUCCAGCCUCGGAAGAAGACGAGGGCAUCGAGAUGGACGUCGACGACGGCUCACUUGUCGCCUCCGAGGCCAGGACUGCCACCAAGACGAGAACCACAGUCGAUGCCGCCGACAGCUCGCAGGAGUACAUUACGACUGCUGAAGUCAAGGCCGCUAUAACGCUGCUCUUCGAGAACGAGACCGAGAUGGUGCGUCUGCUAUACAGUCCCUAUGGGACUAGGUCGCUCCUCGACGUCACCCCCGACAUGUUCUUCAUGGAGGCUGUUGUUGUGCCGCCCAACAGAUACAGAAUGGAAGACAAAACCGGAGACUCGAUUGCCGAAUCACCCAAGAACACUCUCUACAAGGGCAUCCUGAACGCCUGCGACUCGAUGCGCCAGAUCAGCAACGAGAUGAAGGGCCAGGAGAAUGAAGCAGGAUACAGGCGCCGGAAUUUUGACGACCUGCAAACCACCUGGGUCAACCUUCAGGGAUCUGUGAACGCUCUGAUCGACCGCGAUGCGAACCCUGUCCAAGGCCGAGCUGGACUCACAAAUGCCGACGGUAUCAAGCAGCAUCUCGAGAAGAAGGAGGGUCUUUUCCGGAAGAACAUGAUGGGAAAGCGUGUCAACUUUGCCGCGCGUAGUGUCAUUUCGCCUGAUCCAAACAUCGAGACCAACGAGAUCGGUGUGCCGCCAGUGUUUGCUAUGAAGCUGACCUACCCCGAGCCCGUCACAAACCACAACUUCUACGACAUGAAGGAAGCCGUGCUCAACGGUCCAGACAAGUGGCCUGGAGCGCAUGCGAUUGAGAACGAGUUUGGCCAAGUCAUCAACUUGAAGAAGAAGAACUACGAAGAACGACUAGCUCUAGCCAAUCAACUCCUCGCGCCUUCCAGCUCCUACUCAAACGGGUCGAAGAACAAGAAAGUGCAUCGUCACUUGAACAAUGGCGACAUGGUGAUUAUGAACCGACAGCCGACACUGCACAAGCCUUCCAUGAUGGCGCAUCGAGCACGUGUACUGCCCGGCGAGAAGACGAUUCGUAUGCACUACGCCAACUGCAACACGUACAAUGCCGAUUUUGAUGGUGACGAGAUGAACAUGCAUUUCCCACAAAACGAACUUGCCCGUGCUGAGGCUAUGACUAUCGCCGAUACAGACCAUCAGUAUCUCUCUGCGACAGCCGGAAAGCCUCUGCGUGGUCUUAUUCAGGAUCAUAUUUCCAUGGGAGUCUGGCUCACGAACAAGGACACCUUCUUCACAAGAGAGGAAUACCACCAGCUCAUGUAUUCGUGCUUGCGACCAGAAGACGGCCAUACCACCUCUGGCAGACUUGAAACCGUCGACCCCGUUAUCUGGAAGCCUCAACCGUUGUGGACAGGAAAACAGAUCAUCAGCACGGUCUUGAAGAACAUCAAGCCUGAGGAGUUCCAGGAGUUGACUCUCACUUCCAAGUCGUCUACCAACGGCAAGCUGUGGGGCGCCAAAAGCGAAGAGCAGACAGUCAUCGUCAAGGAUGGGCAACUGCUCUGCGGUAUCUUAGACAAGAGCCAGAUUGGUCCAGCAGCAGGUGGAUUGAUCAACGGCAUCUACGAGGCCUACGGUGAGACAAUAGCUGGGCGAGCUCUUUCAAUCAUCGGUCGCCUGCUCACCAAGCUGCUUCACAUGCGUGCAUUCUCUUGCGGUGUAGAGGAUCUCAUUCUUACAGAAGCGGGUGACAGGGCACGAUUAGAAAACCUCAGGGCUGCAGAGAAGCUGGGUUUGGAGGUUGCUUCGAAAUACGUUACACUGGACUCAGAUCAAAUUGAUUCCAAAAACCCAGAACUACGCAAGCGCCUGGAACAGGUUUUGCGAGACGAUUCUAAGCAGCAUGGCCUGGAUCUCCUGGCUAACAGCGCGACUGCAAAGGUUUCUUCGGCGGUUACUUCUGCCUGCUUGCCGGAGAAGCUCAUCAAGCUCUUUCCUAAGAACCAGAUGCAAGCCAUGACAGGCUCUGGAGCGAAGGGUAGUUUGGUCAACGCUAACCAGAUUUCGUGUAACCUUGGUCAGCAAGUUUUGGAGGGUCGUCGUGUCCCUGUCAUGGUCAGUGGUAAAACGCUGCCAUGCUUCAAGCCCUACGAGACAAGCGUUCGUGCGGGUGGAUACAUUGUCAAUCGUUUCUUGACUGGUAUUCGGCCGCAAGAGUACUACUUCCAUAUGAUGGCUGGUCGUGAAGGUCUUAUUGAUACCGCGGUCAAGACUUCUCGCUCUGGUUAUUUGCAGCGUUGUAUCGUCAAGGGCAUGGAGGGACUUAAGGUCGAGUACGACACAUCGGUCCGCGACUCCGAUGGCACCAUGGUACAAUUUCUGUAUGGCGAAGACGGCCUCGACACCACGAAGCAGAAGUACCUCAACGACUUCACGUUCCAGGCUCAGAACUUCUACUCGUUGGCUCAAUCGCUGCAGACGCAAGAAGCCUUCGGUCGAGUGUUUAGCAAAGAGGCUGCUGAUCACAACAAGAAGGCCGCGAAGAAGGCUAAGAAGGGCGAUGUUGUGUCUAUUGAUCCAGUAUUGUCUGUAUACAUGCCUUCUCGCCACUGUGGUAGUACAUCGGAGAAGUUCUUCCACGCCAAGAAAGAGUACGUUGACAACAACCCUGACAAGCUUUUGAAGAAGAAGAAUCAAGAUGUUGACGGUGAACAUCUCAUCAAGAGUUUCAACCAGAUGCUGGAUCUCAAGUACCUCCGAUGUCUCGUCGAGCCGGGUGAAGCUGUCGGUGUUGUGGCCGGGCAGUCCAUUGGUGAGCCCUCUACCCAGAUGACGCUCAACACCUUCCAUUUGGCUGGUCACUCAGCGAAGAACGUCACCCUCGGUAUCCCCCGACUGCGAGAAAUCGUCAUGACGGCGUCGUCAAACAUCUCUACACCUAGCAUGCAGCUGUACCCACAUACAGAGCUCUCGAAGGAAGACAAUGAGAAGUUCGCGAAGAGUAUCACUCGUCUUCCGCUCUCUGCUGUACUUGACAAGGUCACCGUUACCGAAACCUCUGGUCCUGGUGCUCAGUUCGGUCAGGCAAGGAGCUACAAGAUCCGCCUGAACUUCUACCCCGCGAAAGAAUACACCCAAGAAUACGCUAUAAAGGUUCGCGACGUCGCUGAAUCGAUCGAGCAGAAGUUCUGCCCACGUCUUCAGAAGGUCGUCCGAGCGGAUCUAAAGAAGAAGGGCGAGAACAAAUCAUUGUCCACAGCCAACUCAGCAGCCAUCCCCACCAUUGGAGAGUCUUCUGGCGCGAUUGAACAACAGGUUGUCCGCCAAUCCGACGCCGCAGUCGACAGAGAAGGCGGCCCUGAAGAUGAUGACAGCGACGAUGGUGAGGGUGAGAACGACACGACGCACGCCAAGGAGCGCGGCCGCCGCGAAGACAGCGUUGGCUACGAGGAGCCAGAGGAGGAAGAGCAAGCCUUCAACGCGAACCUCGAUGCGCAAGAAGCUAGCGAUGAAGACGAGACGUACGGCGGCAGCCCCAAGCCCUCGCGCGCCACAACGCCUGAUCCCGCCGACGAUGACAUGGACGAAUCAAUGCUCAUUCCCACCGACGAAGCCUCAGAUGUUCGUCGCGAGCGGAUAUGCAACAAGAACGCCGACAUCUUCAACUUCUCCUUCGACGACCGCAAAGGCGCGUCGUGUGAGAUCACAUUCGAAUUCCCCGCCUCUGCCCCCAAACUACUCAUGCUGCACCACGUCGAAGCCGCCGCAGACUUCGCAACCAUCCACGUAAUCCCCGGCAUCACAAAAGCCACCGUCGUCACCGACGACACAACAAAAGAACCCAUGAUCGUCACCGACGGCUCCAACCUGCUCGCCAUGCGCGACUUCCCCCACAUCAUCGACGUCAACCGCGUCCUCACAAACGACAUCGUCGCCAUGCUGCACCUGUACGGCGUCGAAGCCUGCCGCGCCACCAUCGUCCGCGAAAUGCACGCCGUCUUCAGCGGCCACGGCAUCUCGGUCGACCUGCGCCAUCUGAAUCUCAUCGCUGACACCAUGACAAAGGGUGGUGGUUUCACGCCCUUUAACCGCAUCGGCCUGCGCGGUAAUGUCAGUCCGUUCAUGAAGAUGAGCUUCGAGACGACGGUGGGCUUCCUCAAGGAUGCUGUCCUCGAGCGCGAUUGGGAUGAUCUACGGAACCCUAGUGCGCGCAUCGUCGUCGGCAGACUGGGCGCCGCGGGUACCGGCGCGUUCGACGUGCUUGCCCCCGUGCAUGUCGUGGAUCCGCUGAAGAUGGAGUUGGGCGAUGUGAAGAGCGGGGUCGAGGAGGAAGUGGGUAAUGCGGUUGAGCAGGAUGACGAGAGCGAUGUUAGUAUGGCGGAUGUGUAGGCAGGCAGAUAUGCGCUAUCUCGCCAUGUCUGGUUGGUGAAGCGACGUGAUUUCUUGACGUAUUUCGGGCGUUAUAUAGGCUUGCAUGGGGAGGUGUUCAUGGCGAGUCAAUGUG
Messenger RNA from Dothidotthia symphoricarpi CBS 119687, 5369 nucleotides. Its product is annotated as beta and beta-prime subunits of DNA dependent RNA-polymerase. The record is from RefSeq and is a predicted model, not a curated record. The coding region runs from base 62 to 5254 and encodes 1730 amino acids. Gene Ontology annotation, cellular component: RNA polymerase I complex. Gene Ontology annotation, biological process: DNA-templated transcription. Gene Ontology annotation, molecular function: DNA binding; DNA-directed RNA polymerase activity. Lineage: Eukaryota; Fungi; Ascomycota; Dothideomycetes; Pleosporales; Dothidotthiaceae. The transcript is spliced from 2 exons.